This is a messenger RNA of Orycteropus afer afer, 930 nucleotides long. The record is from RefSeq and is a predicted model, not a curated record. Lineage: Eukaryota; Metazoa; Chordata; Mammalia; Tubulidentata; Orycteropodidae.
AUGAUCCCACUCAAUACCACUCUAUUUCACCCCUAAUCUUUCCUCCUUCUUGGCAUUCCUGGGCUGGAACAUGUACAUAUCUGGAUUGGCUUCCCUUUCUGUGCCUUGUACCUGACAGCUGUCCUUGGAAAUAUCUGCAUACUUUUUGCAAUUCAGACUGAGACUAGCCUUCAUCAACCCAUGUUCUACAUCCUGGCCAUUCUGUCAUCUAUCGAUCUGGGACUAUCCACAUCCACCAUCCCCAAGAUGCUUAGCAUCUUCUGGCUGAAUUUAAGAGAAAUUUCUUUUGAGGGAUGCCUCAUUCAGAUGUUCUUCAUCCACCUAGGCACUGGCAUGGAGUCAGCUGUGCUUGUGGCCAUGGCCUUUGAUCGUUAUGUGGCCAUCUGUAACCCUCUUCGCUACACACUGCUGCUGACAAACAAGGUGGUAUCAAUUAUAGCAUUGAUUAUCCUCUUGAGACCUUCAGCCAUUGCAAUUCCUUUUGUUCUGCUCAUACUAAGAUUGCCCUUCUGUGGACACAAAAUUAUUCUUCAUACUUAUUGUGAGCACAUGGGCAUUGCUCACCUGUCCUGUAGCAGUAUCAAGGUCAACAUCCUCUAUGGCUUAUGUGCCAUUUCUAUCCUGGUUUUUGAUAUCAUAGCCAUUGUCAUCUCCUAUGUCCAAAUCCUUCGUGCAGUCUUUUGACUCCCUUCUCAAGAUGCUCGGCUGAAAGCGCUUAGCACCUGCGGCUCUCAUGUGUGUGUCAUGUUGGCUUUCUACACACCUGCAUUUUUUUCAUUCAUGACCCAUAGGUUUGGCCAUAAUAUACCACAUUACAUUCAUAUCCUUCUUGCUAAUUUCUAUGUGGUCAUUCCACCUGCUCUCAAUCCUGUAAUUUACAGUGUCAGAACUAAACAAAUUAUAGUACAAGUGGUAAAAAAUAUUUUCUAA